AUGGAGAUUGAAGCCACAUUCCCAACACAGAAAAAGCGUGUCAUCAAAAGGAAAAGGUUCUUUGAUGAGGAACCAGAGUUAGUUGAUGAGUUUGUAGAUCUAUCUCCGGAAGAGAGCUUCAGAACUUCUUAUUUCCUCCAAGUCAUGGAUCAAGCUCUUUAUUCUCUUGAAACAAGGUUUGAGCAAUUUCAGAAAUAUGAACAAACAUUUGGUUUUCUCUUUGAUUUGGAGAAACUGAAAUCAGCGAGUGAAGAUAGUUUGAUGGCAUCUUGUACCAAUCUUGAAGCAGCUUUAAAGCAUGUAAAUCAUUCUGAUGUUAUUGGGAAUGAUUUGUGUUUUGAACUGAUGGUUCUAAAAGAGGCAUUGCCACAAGAUUACAAGAGACCUCUUGAAGUUUUGAACUUCUUGAAAGGAAGGGAAGAGUCUUAUCCAAACUCAUGGAUUGCUUAUCAAAUAUUAUUGACGAUUCCAGUUUCUGUCGCCACUGCUGAAAGAAGCUUUUCCAAGUUAAAGCUAAUAAAGUCUUAUCUUCGAUCAACCAUGUCACAAGAAAGGUUAAAUGGUCUAGCAAUUAUAUCGAUCGAGAGAGAAUUAGUUAGGAAUCUAGAUUAUGAUAAUUUGAUUAAAGAGUUUAUUGAAAAAGAGGGAAGAAAAAUUUUGUCUUAG
Molecule: messenger RNA, 666 nt
Organism: Brassica napus (rape)
Lineage: Eukaryota; Viridiplantae; Streptophyta; Magnoliopsida; Brassicales; Brassicaceae
Product: zinc finger MYM-type protein 1-like
Exons: 1
Coding region: 1-666 (221 amino acids)
Molecular function (GO): protein dimerization activity
Source: RefSeq, a predicted model, not a curated record